Messenger RNA from Morone saxatilis (striped sea-bass), 1899 nucleotides. It is a transcript of the gene syngr2a, whose product is annotated as synaptogyrin 2a. Bases 121 to 783 code for a protein of 220 amino acids. The transcript is spliced from 4 exons. Gene Ontology annotation, cellular component: synaptic vesicle membrane; neuromuscular junction. Lineage: Eukaryota; Metazoa; Chordata; Actinopteri; Moronidae. The record is from RefSeq and is a predicted model, not a curated record.
GUCUUUGAGAAGUUGUCAGGAAGCUGUCGGACAAAACGAAACUUUCCCAACUUUGACAGGAGACUUUAGCAGCCUUCAUUUGUUCGACAGGCGUUUUGUUUAGUUUUUUGGGUGGAAAAGAUGCAGGGCAGUGCUUACGGUGCCUCGUUGGCUGGCGGUGCUUUUGAUAUCGAGAGUUUUAUAAAGCAGCCUCAGACCAUUUUGCGCUGCCUGAGCUGGUUAUUCUCCAUUGUGGUCUUUGCAACCAUCACAGCAGAAGGGUACAUCAACCCGAUGACCAAGGAUGAGACCAAGUGCAUGUUCAACUACAACGACAGCGCCUGCAGCUACGGGGUCGGAAUCGGAGUCCUGGCCUUCUUGGCUUGUGUCAUCUUCUUCAUACUGGACGCCUACUUCCCGCAGAUCAGCAACGCCAAAGAGAGAAAAUUAAUCGUUCUAGGAGAUUUGGUCUUCUCAGCGGCGUGGACGUUCCUGUGGUUCAUCUGCUUCUGUGUCCUGGCCAACCAGUGGUCCAAAACCAGCAGCGACACCGCCGUCGCUGGCGAUGCCGCCCGGGCUGUCAUCGCCUUCUCCUUCUUCUCCAUCGCCACCUGGGCCUUCCUGUCCUACUUUGCGUACAGAAGGUACUGCCAAGGCGUCAGUGAGUUCGACCAGGAGUACAGAGACCCAGCCAACGACCACACCACUCCAUACCCGCCUGCUCAGUACCCCACAGGCUACCAGCAGUCGCCUUUCCCCCAAAGCCAGGAGCACCCAGGAGAGUACCAGCCUCCAACUUACUGAAGGACUGAGAUUCAAACGCAUGAAUCCAACAGGGGAGUUUUCUUUUUUUUUUAAAUAAAGAUGUGUGCCAAUGGUUUCAUUUACAGACUGAUCUCUGCACUCCCAUUUUUCUUCCUGCAGAACGUGUUUGCAUAUUUGUGGGGGCACUGAUUUUUUUUUGGUUUUCUUUCAUGGUCGUAAGUCGUUUGGUGGAUGUUUGCUGUGUUGUUCAGAGUGCCAUGCACAGCAGGUGAAGUAUCUUUUUUUUUUUUUUUAGUUAGGAGAUUGUGUUGGUAAGAGAGAGUAUGGCCGCGCCAUUGUUGUCUUUGUACCAAAUCAACUGUAGUUAUUUCAGAGCCCCCUUUUUUUUGUUUCACUUUUAAGUGCAAUUUGUGUUUAUUAAGAUGAACAAUUGAAUUUUUUUUGGAUGAAUAUGUUACUGUUUAGUACAUAUAAAUAAGUUUUCAUUACUCUCAGAUUCAUAUACAGCAGCUCAACAACCGUAAUGUAGUGAAACACUUCAGUACAUAUUCAACAACAAAACAAACCCAUAAUAUUUAAUCAUUGGGUGCAUCGAACAUGUUCCCUAACUACUGUAAUGUUUUUGUGUUUUUUUUUUUUUAAAUAAUCAACCACUGAAAAAUGGCGCAUAUGCACUGACAAACACAGUCCAUUACUUUGGGUCAUGUAAUUGCCAAUAUCCGAUCUAAGAUUGUUAAUUUUAAUGUUUCAUUUAAUAUUUAAGGGUGUUUUGUUUUAAGGGUAGCCAAACAUUCACUUAUAUCUGCUUCCUCUGUAGAUGUUUAACGUGCCUUACUUGAGUGCAGUUUUUUAAAACAUCCCAUUCAGCAACUGUUUCAGCCAUAAUUAGAUUUCAGGAAUUCAUUGAUUGGGGUAAAUUGAUAUAUUUAUUAUCUUAAUCCUUUCAGUCCAGGGAUAUGACAAUCAAAUAGUAAUUGUUUUCUACAUUGCUUUUUUUUUUUCCUCUUGCUUUUCUCACACUGUAGUUAUACCUUUACAUGAGUUGCAGUUUCACUGUUGUACUCAGUGGCUUUACAAUGAUUCCUCAUUAAAGUGCCUUGUACAGUAUUCUGUAUCACACAGGGUUUGCCAAAUAAAAACUGUUCUUGUUUUCAA